This is a messenger RNA of Fusarium tjaetaba, 2745 nucleotides long. RefSeq names its product short chain dehydrogenase reductase family. The record is from RefSeq and is a predicted model, not a curated record. The transcript has 4 exons. NCBI's taxonomy places the organism in Eukaryota, Fungi, Ascomycota, Sordariomycetes, Hypocreales, Nectriaceae. The coding region runs from base 1 to 2745 and encodes 914 amino acids.
AUGUCAAAGUCACUCAAUCCCCCAAAGGUGCCUCACGUCGCCGUCUCAUUUCCCCAUCCUCACAUCGUUCUCGUCACCAUUAACCGGCCUGAACAUCUCAAUGCCCUCCAGCGCCAGAUGAGCAUUGAUCUCGACCGUCUCUGGAGAUGGUACGACAACGAGCCCACACUGCGCUGUGCCAUCUUGACAGGCACCGGACGCGCAUUCUGCGCUGGCGCAGAUCUCAAAGAGUGGAACGUCAAGAACUCAGAGGGAAAUGUUAAGAACGUUGAGAGGUGGGCAGAGAACGGCUUUGGAGGCUUGAGUAACCGCCAUGGAAAGAAGCCCGUCAUCGCAGCAGUCAAUGGUCUCUGUCUCGGCGGUGGAAUGGAAAUGGCACUCAACGUCGACAUGGUCAUCGCCAGCGAAACAGCCAAAUUCGGUCUUCCAGAAGUGAAGCGCGGCGUCGUCGCCAUCGCAGGUGCCCUACCGCGUCUUAUCAGAACGGUAGGACGACAACGGGCAUCAGAAGUAGCGCUCUUGGGCCGCAUGUACAGCGCACAGCAGUUCCUUGACUGGGGUAUUGUGAACAAGGUUGUCAAGCUGGAGGACGUUGUGCAAGAGGCGCUGAAGUGGGCUGUUGAGAUGUCAGGUAAUUCGCCAGACUCGAUUAUUGUGACGCGCGAGGGUCUCUUGGGAGGGUGGGAAGCUGAGGGGCCGAGGGAGAGCACGAACAGGAUUGACGGGGGGAUUUAUAAGGGGAUGGAAGGUGGUGAUAAUAUGAAGGAGGGUGUCUUGAGUUUUGUCGAGAAGAGGAAUGCUGUUUGGAAGGACAAGCUGAAUGCUGCUCAGACUUGGGCUGCCACCAACGUCGAUGGCUUUCAUCUUGCCCCGAAUUCUCUGAAUGAGUCUGUCAAAGGCCAUCCUGAUUCAUCUCGAGAUUUUCAGAGCAGACCUUCAACUCCGGGAAUGGCACCUGACGCAGGCAUCGGAUAUGGGCGAAAGCCUCGGAAGCUUGUUCUCUGUUUCGAUGGAACAGGGAACAAGUUCCAUGGUGACGAUAGUGACAGCAACAUUCUCAAGAUCUUUCGAAUGCUUGACCGUCAAGCCGAUGACCAAUACCACUACUACCAACCUGGCAUUGGAACAUAUGUCGUCUCAGGAUCACUCACUCAUACCGGCAUUCGGGCUCGCUUUGGCUCUUGGUAUCAAAAAGCCAAAGACUCGGCCAUUGGCUCUUCAUUCGACCAGCAUGUCGUAGGAGGCUAUCGAUUCCUCAUGCGAUUUUAUAACCCCGGCGAUGAGAUUUACAUGUUUGGUUUCAGUCGAGGAGCUUAUAUCGCACGUUUCCUUGCUGAGAUGCUCGACUAUAUCGGACUCUUGUCGCACGGCAAUGAAGAAAUGGUCAAGUUCGCGUGGAAGGCAUUUGCUCAGUGGCAAGGCCGUGAGCAGGUUCCCGAAGACGAGGAAGACUGCGACAAGCCACCGAGCAAAGAGACCGAGGCCGCAAAGAAGAAGCGCGACGAAAUGUUUCAGUUCAUGAAGGGCUUUCGAGAAACGUUCUCUCGUCCAGUUGGUCGUAUCCGUUUCCUUGGCCUGUUUGAUACAGUCAAUUCUGUUCCAAGGUUCGAGACAGCUUGGAUGCAGCGCAGCAAGUUCCCGUACACCGCACGCAGUAGUGCACGAGUAAUCCGCCACGCCGUCAGUAUCGACGAGAGACGAGCCAAGUUUCGUCAGGAUCUCAUGUACCAAGAUCGGCCCAAGCAGAAGGAUGACAAAGGCCAUCACUUCCACAAGGCAAUCAAUGACGUCCGCGAAGAACUUAACGGACACGAUGCCAACGGACACAACGAUAGAGGCAGAAAAAGCAACCAUCUCUCUCCUAACGACAAAAGAGGCGGCCGAAAGAAGAAAGGCAACGCAUAUGCCCCGUACCGAGCUCGCUCGAGAUCGUGCAGAAGACCAAGCCAAUGUGGUGAUCCAGAUAACUUCUCCAACCUCUCUGGUCUGGCACUUGAUGAGAUCAACAACAUCGACGAUGACGCCGCCCAAGACAUUGACGAAGUUUGGUUCUCUGGUGGUCACGCUGAUGUCGGCGGAGGCUGGGAAAUGCUUGAAGGCAGCAAGAGUACCAGUCACAUCCCCCUUGCGUGGAUCGUAAGAGAAGCUCAGAAAGCUGGCCUCACGUUUGACGACGAGAAGGUCGCUGAGAUGGGAUGCUGUGCUGCUCAUGACUGGCAAGAAGCUACAGGACGGCCUCCGAUUCCUGAUCUUCGAGUUUCCAGCGGCAGUGGAGGUCCAGGUCGUGCACCUGAUAUGCCAAUGGACGAAAAAGAAGACCAUCCCAAGAACGAUUUCCACAGCGUAAUGCACGGGGCAUGCACAGCUCGAAUCCACGACUCCCUCGAAUACGGCCAAGGUCUCGGUCCCUUCGCCGUAACAGCCUGGAAAAUCAUGGAAUACAUGCCCUUUCGUAGAAUGGAUCUUCAGUCCGACGGAUCAUGGAAGCCAAUUCGCUGGCCCCUCCCCGGAGGUGAAGUCCGAGAUAUACCUGAUACAGUACGAGUCCAUGGAAGUGUCAUUCGUCGUAUGAAGCUUGAUGAAAAUUAUCGGCCUGGAAAUCUCAUCAUUGGCGGUGGUGGUAGGGGUGUUAGAAAGGCCUCUGCUCAACACGGUAUUGGUGAUUGGGAGUGUGUAGCUGAUCCCGGUGAUCCAGUUGGUGAGAUUUGGAUGAGGAAGAAGAAAGAUGACAGAUAUCGAGAUUAA